AUGACUGAAGUCGCUGUGAACGGCGCCGCCCCGGCCUUGGACCUCAAGGCCACCAAGGCCGCCUUGACGUCCUCCUCGACCUCGUCUAGGAUCGCUUCACUGCGAGCCGUCGACGACAAACUCUCUCAAAACGCCCUUGAUAAACAAAUACAAUUGCAGCUCCUCAAGCUCCUGUUUUGGACACACUCCUUCUACCGCGACCGCGCCUCGCGUCUGGCUGUGCAACAAUGCCUCGUAUCUAUCUGCAAGGAAGGGGACGCCGAUCUUUUGGAGCCUCUCGUGGCUGCCAUCCGACGAGAAAGCCCCAAGCCAGGCAUUGCGCCGAGCAACGCGUUCGUGCUCGUCGAAUGGUGCAGCAUACUGGUGCAGAAUCUGGCUGGCACGACUCUCUGGGAAAAGUUUGGCAAGGAUAUCACAGUGGCCACGGCUGAGGCUUUGGACAAGUGCUGCUCUCCUGCGUCGAAAGCUGGCGUCGCCCACUCGGCCCUUGUGGUGACCCGGCGUGGCUACCGCAAGCUGUUCACCGUGUCGGACAACCGAGAGAAGACGAUCACCGAGUCUGUCCAGUCGCUUUCCGCCAAGGCUGCCCAACCAACGCCCAAGAACGCAAUCAUGCUCGGCAUCAUAGCAGGAGUGUCCUCGCGGCAGCCCGAAUCAAAACCAAUACUGGAGAAGCUCAAAUCCGACUACUUCACCUUCUAUACGCGAGAGAUCGUUGGAUCCAAGUCUCCAGUCCCGAAAUAUCUCGCCGCUGGCCUGGGCGACUUCUUCUCUGAUUUCGUGACCCCCGAGGAGCUCGAGACGGAGGUGGUUGCGUCGCUGAAGAAAGGACUCUUACGGGCUCCCGAGGUUGUUCUCAACGAUCUCAUCACACCCUUGAUCUCAAGCCUCCCGAGCGAUUGGGAUUUGUCCAAUGUACUCCAUGGCCAUCUGCUCAAGCCCCUGCUGUCCAAUCUUCAAUCGUCCAACGCAGUCAUUCGCGCAGGCGCCGUCAACGCCUUCCGCGUGAUUGCGCAACGUUGCCGUGAUUCCGGUAUGCUGGGCAAGGCCGCCGACGAUAUCCUUGCGCCACUGAAGGCUGGCAAGCUUACUUCGCCUGACCACAGAGUCCUCCAUUGCGAAUUGCUGCUCUCAUUACCCGUCUCCGGAGCGAUUGCCGGUAAGGUUGUUGCCGCUUUGCCAACGCCGAUUGGAAAGGAAGGCAACGAGGCCGCCUUGAAUGCUGAGACGUCGGCUCUGAGCAGGGCGGUGAAGGCUCUCCUGACUGAGGACUCAGAGCUUCCCAAAGCUGUGACCGAUGCUUUCUCCAAAGGCCUCGCUGACAAGAAGCUGUCUUCACGACGCAUCUGGACCAUGAACGCUGGUGACAUCCUGGAAUCAUUCAAGUCAGAUGAAUUCCGAACACCAGCCUUCGUCAAAUUCGCCGAAUCAACUCUGCCUGCCCUCUUGGACAACUUCAAUGACGUGAUCGGAAAUCCUCUGAAAGCAUCGCAAGAUGGUACCAUCAUAGCGGCAUACGUUGUGUGUGCAGUCGCACCUCUCAUACUCAAGUAUGAGAGCAACCAGAAGUUGAACGCCUUGUCCAAGAAGUUUUCUGUCUCCAAACACUGCUUGGAGCUCCAGCCCAAGCCUUCUUUCCUCCUAAACCCUCGUGUCUACACUAAGAUCUCUUCCGAUGAUGAUGCGAGGUGGCUCCUCAGAGCGUUGUCAGCCGUUGCUCCGUCACUUCCUACUGGCAAUUCCUCGGCCGUCGGUUCUGCGUGGGCUCAUGCCUUCAUCUACCUCAUUUGCUCCACGACGGUUAGCCCUAAACUUCGGAAGGAAUCUGCGGACAAUCUCUCUGCCUUGUAUCUGAAUGCUCCAGACAAGAUAGCAGGCAUUGUUGUUGGCGGAGUCUGGUCCUGGAUUCAGGCUGUCGAAUCCGCCGACAAGGACAGCGCCCCAGUACUGGCAAAGAUUGACAAUGGCAACUUGCACACAACUCUUAGGUCGAUUUGCUUGGUACCGGCGGACCUCCAAAAAGGUUCUGUAGCUUUCAGUCAGGAACAGCUGGAGCAGCAAAUGUGCUCUAUGCUCGUCUUCACAAGAUCACGUCUCAUACCUCGCAUCUCAUGGAUCGAAGUAUGCCUGCGAACCGGGUUGGACCCGGGUGAGUUGGCGAAGAAACAUGAAAAGAUCUUACUAGACGAGAUCGUCAAACACUCCGACUUCUCCCAGCCGCUCUCUGUCAAGGAAGCUUCGUAUGACGCUGCCGCAGAACUUGCUUUCGUCGCACCAGAUACCAUAACGCCGCGUAUCGAAGAGUUGGUAAGGAGAGAUCUGGACGUAGCCAAGCUCGACGAUAUCGGCCCAAUGGAAGCCGCUAUCUUUCGCACCCCUGAGGGUACGGCAUUCGUCGAUGUCUUGGCCAAGAAGGCGAACGAGGUGCCCAACAAGAACCAGAAAGACUACGAUACUCUCAAAUGGGAAGAGGAAUUGAGGGCCCAAUUAGCGGCCAAGAAGGGCGUGCAAAAGAAGCUCACAGCAGAGGAGCAAGCAAAGGUCAACGCGCAGCUCAAGAAAGAGUCUCAAAUUCGACAGAGGGUCCAAGAGGCUGCUGCACAACUGCUGCGAGGCAUCGGUGUUAUUCGGGCUCUGGCCACCGGUCCGCCUACAGAUGCGUCUCUCUGGAUGGGCACAGCCGUGGAAUCGCUCUUAAAAGCGCUUGAUGCUGGUGCAGGUCUGAUUACCGGUGACGCUGCGCCACUAGCCUAUAUCGCGCUGGCUGAGAGGAUCUCGGACAGGCUGGGCUCCAUGCGACCGUUUGUUGGUGUUGCGACUUUAAGAGCUCAUGAAGUCAGCACGCUUCCCGAGAAUCUCACGCAGGAGAGCUUUGAGGACCUGGUCACUCGCGUACUGUACCGCCUACGGUUCGCCGGCGAGCAACGUCCAUUCGACACUGUGUCGCUUAUCUACAUCCUGCCAUUGGUCCUCUCUGUCAUUCGCAAGGGGGGUUUCGGCGCGUCAGUGGAUGACCGUGAUGCGCAACUAGUACUGGCCAUCGAGUUCAUACAAUUCCACACAGACGUCUGCGAAGACGUGACGGUGCCGCGAGCGGAACUGCUGUCUGCACUCAUCUUCUCGAUGCAGCAAUACGCGCAGCACUACAAGAUCGCCAAAGACUGUUUUGCGGACCUCGUGCGUUGCAUCGCCCCUAACAUCAGCCAUGACGAGCUUGGUGUACUCUGCCGAGGCGCCAUUGUUCCGCAAACAUCAGUGAGAACUACCGUCCUCCAAAGCAUCAGUGCCGAGGUGGAUAUGACCGAUCUUGGUUUCUCAGAAGAAAUCUGGCUGGCCUGUCACGAUGACAUCGACGAAAACAUAAACUUCGGAAAAGAAAUCUGGCAGGAAAGCGAAUAUGAAGUGUCGGCUGAAGUCCCAUUCAAGACGCUCCCAUAUGUAGAGAGCAAGGACGGGCAGCUUCGCCGGGCCGCUGCGAGAUCCCUAGCUGAGGCGGUCCACAUGCACCCAUCAACGAUGCAGGGAGUGCUCGAGCAGCUUCGGUCGUCUUAUGUCGAGUUGGCCAAGCCUAGGAAGCAGGAGCUAGAUGCAUUUGGCAUGCCCAAGAAAAUGGACUUGGCCGAUCCCUGGGAGGCUAGACACGGCAUCGCAGUCGCUUUCAAAGAGCUCGCGCCCUACCUGGAGAAAUCGAAGCUGGAUGACUUCUUCUCUUACCUGAUUGAGAAAGGCCCUCUUGGAGAUCGCAAUGCCACAGUCAGAAGCGAAAUGUUGGAGGCUGCGAACAACGCCAUCACUAUCCACGGAAAGACAAUCUUGGACAAGCUCAUGCGGACGUUUGAGCAAACGCUGGAGGUGCCAGACAGAGGCUCAGAAGCAGGCGACCGGGUGAAUGAGGCAGUGAUCAUUAUGUAUGGUACGCUUGCCCGUCAUCUGCAGCCAGGCGACAAAAAGAUCGCUACUGUCAUUGAACGACUAUUAGCCACGCUGAACACGCCGUCCGAGACUGUUCAAUAUGCUGUGGCUGAGUGUCUGCCGCCGCUUGUGCGAACUUGCGGCGACAAAUCGUCCAAGUACUUUGACCAAAUUCUUGAGACUCUCCUCACCUCCAAGAAGUACGCCGAACAACGUGGUGCGGCCUACGGUCUUGCUGGUCUGGUCCUUGGGCGAGGCAUAACUUCCUUGAAGGAUUACCGAAUCAUGAGCACUCUGAAGGGUGCAAGUGAGAAUAAGAAAGAAGUCACCCAGAGGGAGGCCGGGCUGCUGGCGUACGAGCUCUUGUCUACCAUUCUGGGGCGCUUAUUUGAGCCGUACGUUAUCCAGAUCGUGCCACAGCUGCUUACUGGCUUUGGCGAUGGCAACGCAAAUGUUCGUGAUGCAUCUUUGGCAGCGGCGAAAGCAUGCUUCGCUCAAUUGAGUUCCUAUGGUGUCAAAAAGAUCUUGCCCACUCUCCUAGACGGUCUCGAGGAAGACCAAUGGCGUAGCAAGAAGGGCGCUUGCGAUCUUCUCGGUGCCAUGGCCUAUCUAGACCCGGAGCAGCUGGCAAACAGCUUGCCUGAGAUCAUUCCACCACUCACUGCGGUUCUGAACGACAGUCACAAGGAGGUCCGUUCUGGUGCCAAGCAGAGUCUGAAGAGAUUCGGUGAAGUCAUCAACAAUCCAGAAGUCAAGAGUCUCGUCGACAUCCUCCUCAAGGCCCUGAGCGACCCUACCAAGUACACAGACGACGCCUUGGACUCGCUCAUCAAAGUCCAGUUCGUUCAUUAUCUGGACGCGCCAUCGCUGGCCCUCGUCAGCCGCAUAUUGCAGCGUGGUCUAGGAGACAGGUCCAACACAAAGCGCAAGGCAGCCCAGGUUAUCGGCAGCUUGGCCCAUCUCACCGAGAAGAAAGAUAUUCUUGCCCACCUGCCUGUCCUUGUCGCAGGUCUCAAGCUGGCUAUUGUCGACCCCGUACCAACAACCCGGGCCACUGCUUCGAGGGCCUUGGGGUCUCUCGUCGAGAAGCUUGGAGAGGACGCCUUGCCGGAUCUCAUUCCUCAGCUCAUGCAGACCCUCAAGUCCGACACAGGUGCCGGCGACCGUCUUGGUUCCGCGCAAGCCCUAUCCGAAGUUCUGGCUGGACUGGGAACAUCGAGGCUCGAAGAGACACUGCCCACAAUUCUGCAGAACGUCGAGUCUUCCAAGGCUGCCAUCCGCGAAGGAUUUAUGUCAUUGUUCAUCUUCUUGCCCGUGUGCUUUGGAAACAGCUUUGCCAACUACCUCGGCAAGAUCAUUCCACCUAUCUUAUCUGGUCUGGCAGAUGAAAUUGAGUCGAUCCGUGAAACGGCACUGCGUGCUGGUAGAUUGCUCGUCAAGAACUUUGCUGUUCGGGCUGUGGAUCUCCUGCUUCCCGAGCUCGAGCGCGGUCUGGCCGAUGACAGCUACAGGAUUCGUCUCAGCUCAGUCGAGCUUGUCGGAGACCUUCUCUUCAACCUUACUGGUAUCACUGGCAAGGAAGACGUGGAGGAUAUGGAGGAGGAGACCAUCCGCGAACACGGUGCGAAUCUCCGUGAGGUUCUCGGUGAAGAGAAGCGUAACAAAGUCCUAUCCGCGCUUUACAUCUGCCGCAAUGAUACAGCCGGCGCAGUCCGCUCCGCCGCCAUCAGCGUCUGGAAGGCCCUUGUUUCCAGCCCCAAGACCCUCAAGGAGCUGGUGCCGACUCUCACUCAGCUCAUCAUUCGCCGUCUUGGCAGCGCAAACAUGGAGCACCGUGUUAUUGCCAGUAACGCACUGGGAGAGCUUAUUCGCAGAGCUGGUGACGGUGUGCUCUCGAGCCUGCUGCCAACUCUCGAGGAGGGUCUCCAGAUCUCUACCGACACUGAUGCCAGACAAGGUAUCUGCCUCGCUCUAAAGGAACUGAUUGCAUCCGCGUCUCCAGAGGCUCUGGAGGACCACGAGAAGGUCCUUAUUUCUGUGGUCCGGACCGCACUCACCGACUCGGACGAGGACGUCCGGGAGGCUGCUGCCGAGGCCUUCGACUCGCUGCAGCAGAUUCUUGGAAAGCGUGCUGUCGACCAAGUCUUGCCUUUCUUGCUUAGCCUCCUUCGAUCCGAAGAGGAUGCGGACAAUGCGCUGCAAGCCCUUCUGACGCUCCUGACGGAAACGACUCGGUCCAACAUCAUUCUGCCGAACCUAAUCCCAACUCUCAUUGCGCCUCCAAUCUCAGCAUUCAACGCGAAGGCGUUGGCAUCUCUGUCCAAGGUGGCUGGCGCAGCCAUGAACCGCCGCCUGCCUGGCAUUAUCAACUCCCUCAUGGACAACAUCAUCAAUUCUACCGACGAUGAGCUACGUAAGGAUCUUGACAAGUCGUUCGACACUGUCAUUUUGUCGAUCGACGAGUAUGAUGGCUUGAACACGACUAUGAACGUUCUGCUGCAGCUCAUGAAGCACGAGGACCACCGCAAGCGAGCAUCCACUGGGCAACAUCUUGCAACUUUCUUCGCUCAAGCAGAUGUGGAUUACUCUCGCUACAACCAGGACAUCAUCCGUUCCCUACUCAUCUCCUUCGAUGACCGGGAUAAGGAAGUCGUCAAGGCCGCUUGGGGCGCGCUGAGCGAGUUCACUAAGCACCUCAAGAAAGAAGAGAUGGAGGCCUUGGUAUCAUCCACAAGACAGACUCUGCUCCAAGUCGGCGUUGCUGGCUCCAACCUGCCAGGUUUCGAGCUGCCAAAGGGUAUCAAUGCUAUUCUGCCGAUCUUCCUCCAAGGUCUCAUGAAUGGCACACCCGACCAGCGCACGACAGCUGCCCUUGCUAUCUCUGAUAUUGUUGACAGGACGAGUGAGGCCUCGCUCAAGCCCUUUGUCACACAGAUCACGGGUCCGCUCAUCCGUGUCGUCUCAGAGCGGUCUACUGACGUCAAGUCUGCAAUUCUCUUGGCCCUCAACAACUUGCUGGAGAAGAUGCCUACCGCGCUCAAGCCUUUCUUGCCUCAGCUCCAGCGUACAUUUGCCAAGUCUUUGGCUGAUACCUCUAGCGAGCUGCUGCGGACUCGUGCGGCAAAGGCCCUUGGUACUCUGAUCAAGUUCACGCCACGUGUCGAUCCCCUCGUCGCGGAGCUUGUCACUGGUUCCAAGACAUCCGACCCAGGUGUCAAGACUGCCAUGCUCAAGGCACUUUACGAGGUUGUCAGCAAGGCUGGCGCCAACAUGGGCGAGUCGUCACGAACAGCUGUUUUGGGUCUUAUUGACACGGAACCUGAUGAGCGAGACCACAACAUGACCAUCACCAACGCAAAGUUGCUUGGUGCACUGUUGAAGAAUGUCCCAGAGGAGGUAGCGCAGAGUCUGCUGAAGAGCCGGGCCAUGACAACCAACUUCAGCCACUCCUCCGUCCUGGCGCUCAACGCGGUGUUAUUGGAGUCACCGUCGCUGUUGCUGGACAGCCCACUAGCCGAGGACUUGCCCGAGCUGCUAACCCAGGGCAUGUCUCACAAGGAGCCCUUCAUCGCCGAGAACUUCAUCCUCGCAACCGGAAAGUACCUCCUGUCCGAUUCGCCAAAGUCUUUCGAAUCAACCAAGUCCAUCUUCGAAUCCCUUGCCGCCCUGAUCCCUCCCGGCGAAGCAGCCGACUCGCGACGCCUGUCGCUGGUUGUCGUCCGCACCGUCUCGCGCGCACACAUGGACAUGGUGCGGCCACACCUGGCGCUCCUUGCGCCGCCCGUGUUUGCCUCGGUGAGAGAUAUGGUCAUCCCGGUCAAGCUCGCGGCGGAGGCGGCCUUCGUGGGGCUGUUCAACGUGGUGGAGGAGGAGAGCAAGGUGUUCGACAAGUUCAUCGCUGGCGACGGCGCCUCCAACCUGCCACCCAACACGAAGCGAAGCAUGGGUGACUACUUCAAGCGCGUGGCGCUGAGGCUGGGCAGCCAGGCGAGGGAGAGGAGAGAGGCCGAGGGCGGUGUCUCUGGCACCCUGGGCCUGACAGGCGAUGAGGUGGAGGACGAGAAGGAGAUCUGGAGUGUGGGCAAGGUUGAUGUUGGUGGGGAUGUGUUUGGGAAGGAAUAG
This is a messenger RNA of Diaporthe citri, 8034 nucleotides long. RefSeq lists its product as uncharacterized. Gene Ontology annotation, molecular function: protein kinase regulator activity. The record is from RefSeq and is a predicted model, not a curated record. Gene Ontology annotation, biological process: cellular response to amino acid starvation; regulation of translation. The coding region runs from base 1 to 8034 and encodes 2677 amino acids. Gene Ontology annotation, cellular component: cytosol. The transcript has 4 exons. Lineage: Eukaryota; Fungi; Ascomycota; Sordariomycetes; Diaporthales; Diaporthaceae.